Molecule: messenger RNA, 6737 nt
Organism: Fopius arisanus
Lineage: Eukaryota; Metazoa; Arthropoda; Insecta; Hymenoptera; Braconidae
Gene: Alk
Product: Anaplastic lymphoma kinase
Exons: 14
Coding region: 659-5101 (1480 amino acids)
Biological process (GO): cell surface receptor protein tyrosine kinase signaling pathway; multicellular organism development; positive regulation of kinase activity
Cellular component (GO): plasma membrane; signaling receptor complex
Molecular function (GO): ATP binding; protein binding; transmembrane receptor protein tyrosine kinase activity
Source: RefSeq, a predicted model, not a curated record
GUCAUCGUAUUCAAAAUCAUCCGAAAAAGUCCAGUGAGGUGUAAGUACUCGAGCCGAGGUAAACAAAUUUAAAAAAAAUCUGGGGAGAAAAGGGGAAUUUUAGUCGGGCGGGUUGUGGCUGUGGACCGCAGUGCAGCAUCCAUUUCAGUUGUAACCGGGUGAGCUUAUCCGGUCGUAUGGGUGUGCGCAUCGAUCGAAUAUGCGUUUUCGUCAUGAGAUAUUUUUUCCACUAGCUGUGAGUCCAAUGUUCAGUACAUACGUGGAUAUCAGUUGCGAUAUAUCAACAAGCAACUUCCUCAAUCUCAAUGAAAACGAGAUGGAAAUCAGGGUGUUUUGCUAAAACAAGUGUAAUCCAUACGUUCCAUCUCCUCCACUCUCUAAUUUUAAACUCAUUUGUGAAGUUCAAUCAGUGAGAUUAACUAUUACAAUAUUUCACAUCUAAUUUUGAUAGUGCGCGAUUUCAGAACAGAAGUAGCGGAGGACUGGAUAAAUCCCCCAUUCAUCGUGAAACUACAGUAGUGGAUUCACAAGUAUUUAAAUAAACAUUGAACAGUGAAUGAGAACUCAGUGAUCCCGACAUGUCUCACUGCACUCGAUCAAUCCCUCGGAAUUCAAUAGACACAUUGAAGUAAUAAGAGGAAUUGAAAACACCGGAGUAAUGCUCUCCGAGGAAUUUUCGAUAAUUGUGUUCUCCAGUACAUCACCGGCGAUUAGAUGCCGGAGAAAAAAUAAUGUGUCGCCCUGUGGAGAUGUAUUUAUUCUGAAACUGCUGAUAACAUUUUGCUGUGUCAUUGGCACCAGCUGUGAGCCCCUCAGGGGUAUCAAGGACUUACAAAGUGCUCUCCAUGAGGAUCGCUCACCACCACCUUUCCUUGGACACUGCGAUUUCGAGAGACCCUGCAGAUCCUGGAGGCACAAGGAACACUUUCAGAAGAUUACACCGCAGGCUAGGAGAGAUGGACUACCCAAGACAGAUGCCAGUAAUGAUCCAAAAGGGCAUUUCUUGUGGUUGAAAGGGCCUAGUGAGGGACAGUUAUGGUCGGUGGCAAUUCCUCCCACCGGGGCCCAGUGUUUCCUGGAGUUCGCCUCUCGUCAGGUGCAAAUGCAUGACGGAGUCAUCAGACUCAUCAUCGAGACUAAUAAUGACACCACCUCCGUCGCUGCCGAGCGUUUCGGAAAUAACGAUGCCAAAUGGAAUAUAACGAGACUGAAACUCGGAGAUAUCAGUCAGCCGUACAGAGUCGGUUUGGAGAUCGGGGUACCAGCGAAUGGUAGCAUUGCCAUUGACAAUAUUCGGUUGGAUGAUUGCUUUCCAGAGUCAAAACCAUUGAAUACACGUAACAACUGCACGCCUGAUAUGUUUCGGUGCAAUAAUGGCUCGUGUCUCAACAAAACCCGAAUCUGCGACUUGACUCCAGAUUGUGCCCAAGGCGAGGAUGAAGUAUUAGAGUGCGAUAAAGUACCGGAAACUGCGAGAUGUAAUUUCGAGCACGGCUGGUGCGGCUGGACAAAUGCACCGGACAGUCAACUCCAGUGGACGCUCCAUCGGGGCUCUACACCCUCUGAAAGAACAGGUCCUAGUUAUGACCACACUUAUCGCAAUGAAACAGGAACUUAUGCAUUCGUCAACUCGUCGAGAGGCAAUGGACUUGGAGAUCGAGCUACGUUGAAUAGUCCUGUCUUCAAUCCUACUCCACCAUACAGCAGUGAUCCCGAUAGUCCGUAUGAGCACUCCUGUCAGAUGCGAUUUUUUUUUCACCAGUACGGAACAUUCAGUGGUUCACUCGGAUUAUAUCUCAUACAGAUGAAACCACAUCAGAAUCAGUCCCAGAGACUCUGGUGGAGUUACGGGGAUCGCAGUGAUAUUUGGUACAAUCAAGUUGUUGCAUUACCCAAUAUAAGAUACAGAUAUUUUUUACAAUUCGAAGCGAGCAAGAGUUUCGCAGCGAAGGCCGAUAUCGCCAUUGACGAUUUUUCAUUGAGUCCCGAGUGCUUCGGAAUCGGUGUGCCACGGGAUGUAGUGGGCGAUUUCAAUUACUACAGUCCAGUUAUAGAAUCCGAGCAUCAGAUUAAACAACAUUUCGACUUUGCCAAUGAAACAGUGAUCAGAGUAACGACUUGCGGAGCUGUUGGAAGGUAUGGCCCAACGUUGAAUCAAUGCACAGAGUACAAUGCAGCAGAAUUAGAAUCUCAAGUGGUCCAUACAGCCUCUUCAUCAAAUACCAGUCUCGAGGAAAUUUCUAAUUUUCAUACAAUAGGUCUGCAAAAAUGGACAGUGCCGCGUGGCGGCUACUACACACUAAUUGCAUCGGGUGCAAGAGGUGGCAGGGGCUCUGGUGGAAUGGGCAGCACCCUGGGGGCCCUAGCCCGUGGUGUAGUAGAACUGGAAAAGGGCCAGACCCUGUACUUCCUGGUGGGUCAACCGGGAGCGGACGCGUGCACAAAAAGUCUGGGUAAACAGAAUCCUUGUGUCUCCAGCGGUGAUGACAAUGAGCCCCCGUCCGUGGGGAUCAGUUCAUUCGUCCGUGAGGUAAAAAAAAUGAAAUUGACCCACGGAGGGGGUGGCGGCGGUGGUGGGACGUUUGUCUUCACGAUAAGACCUUCAGGUGAUCUGCAGCCGCUGUUGGUAGCAGGAGGAGGUGGUGGAUUGGGUUUUGGAAAAUUUACAGACGAUGGAAUUCAGCACGGGCAUCCGCCGACGUCAGAGAGAACGCAAAUUCAGGGUUUCGCUCCGACGGAGAAGGCAGGUGGAGCUGGUGGGGGCUGGAACACGUCAUCAUCGACGGACAUGGGAUCCUUAGCGAUGGGUAAAUCCCUGAUGAAGGGCGGCAUAGGCGGUAAAGGCUGUCACGAGCGCAAUAAUUCCCUGGGGUUCGGCGAUGGGGGAUUUGGGGGUGGCGGCGGUGGCUGUCGAACAGGUGGCGGAGGUGGUGGCUACCUGGGGGGCACAACAGGGGUGAAAAGUUCAGCCAAUGGUGAGGGAGGCUACAGUUAUGGCUCCCCUGAGCUUCUGCAUCCCUACUUCAAGGGGGGCUUCAACCCCGGCCCCGGGGAGAUAUUCAUAAUCCCCGGAAUCAGCGGGUGCGGCUGCGAUUUUCGAUGUGUCGCUGUUGAUCGGCAUCUCAGUGAGACCCGAUGCCUCUGUCCCCCCGGGUGGCAACUUGGAAAUGACUCCAGAUCAUGCCUCGCUGACGAGGUCGACGGGGCACAGCAGACUUUUGUCAUUGCUCUCGUGGCCGCUUGCGUCGUACUGUUCUUGACCUCUUCGGGCCUAUGCUUCCUACUUUACAAUCGUUAUCAGAAUAAAAAAGCCCACCAGGAACGCAGACAGAACAUGUUCGGAAAUGGUACGGAACUUGCUGCACUGCAGACCCUCACCACCGAGAACAUGAUGACGGAGUUCAAUCCUAAUUACGAGUUCGCUGGUAAUUUGUACAGUAUUAAGGAUCUACCGCAGAUCCCCAGGGAGAGUAUAACGUGUGUGAAACCUCUGGGACAGGGGGCAUUCGGGGAGGUCUUCCAGGGGGUGUACAAGUUCAGGAGGAAUGAGGAGGCGCCAAUUGCCGUCAAGACUCUGCCGACGGUGACGACGUCCCAGGCAGCUGCUGAUUUCAUGAUGGAAGCGCUCAUCAUGAGCAAGUUUGAUCACCCAAAUAUUGUCAAGUUCAUUGGAAUUUCAUUUGAUAAAAACCCGAGGUACAUUGUACUGGAGCUACUGGCGGGGGGUGAUCUCAAGAAUUUCUUGAGGGAGGAGCGACCUAGACCGGACAGAGCGACUAAUUUAACCAUGAGGGAUCUCGUUGUUUGCGCUCAUGAUGUCGCAGGGGGCUGCAAGUACAUGGAAGACGCAAGAUUUAUUCACAGGGACAUCGCAGCUAGGAAUUGCCUGCUCACCUGCAAGGGACCUGGCAGAGUCGUCAAAAUUGCGGAUUUCGGAAUGGCCAGGGAUAUCUAUAGGAGUGAUUAUUACAGGAAGGGCGGCAAGGCCAUGCUUCCUAUCAAAUGGAUGCCCCCCGAGAGCUUCCUGGAUGGCAUUUUCAGCACCAAGACUGAUGUUUGGGCGUUUGGGGUGCUGCUGUGGGAAAUUAUGUCAUUCGGCUAUAUGCCGUACACGGGUUGUGCAAAUAGGGAAGUAAUGUCGAUGGUAACGACGGGGGGAAGACUGGAGAAACCCGCAGGGUGUCCCGAUCCACUUUACGGUAUCAUGGCGAGGUGCUGGCACCCCAGGCCCGAGGAUAGACCGAGCUUUGCGACGAUUGUGGAACGAUUGGGCUAUUGCCUGCAGGAUCCAGACGUUAUCAAUCAUCCCAUGCCUAAUUACGAUAUUCUCCCGGAUUGUGAUAGGGAAAUUACCAUCAUGAGGCCAGAUCCUGAGGCGGAGUGCAUUAACGUGAAUACUGAGCUGGACGGAUGUGGGUACAUGCAGCCACGAUCCAACUUUCGACCCGCUGCUUAUCGGAUUGGAGUUGUUCCUGGCAUUGUCUAUGCGUCGUUGCGACAUUGUGAUGACUUCGAGGGAGAAACUAUUCAGGAAACAACACUGGUGCAUCCAAAGGAACUCGAGGCACAAUCUGAGAAUACCAGGGGGAGAGCUAUCUCUGAUAAUGAGUCGCCUAAAAACUUCAUCCAUUUGAAUACUCAGGAAAAUGCUAAAAAUCAAUACGAUAGCGAGAGGAAAAUGGAAAUGAAUGAAGACACGAAUGUUUCUCGAUGCAACAACAUCCCCCACAUGAACAGUCUUAACAAGAACAACAAUCACAACGUCAACGGUGAAAGCACCACGACAACUGAUACGAAUUCCGACUCGGUGGGUGUCGUAUCCUCGACAACGCCACCUGAUACCGUUGUAUCUUCUCCCAAUACGAGAACCUCAUCACCGAGUCAUAUCGUCACGACUCCUAAUAACGUUAAUGGACUAAUAAAAAAGAGUGCACUCAAAGCAGCGCUGAGUCUUGAUCCGAGUACUCUCUAUCGGGGAACUAUUCCGUACGAGAAAAUUGCAUUUUCAUCGCCACCACCCCGUUCCGGCAAUGAAACCGUGGAAAUGAGGAAGGACUCCCUCAGCCAUGAAUUACCACGAGAGGAAGAAUGCUCCUGCUGAGACUCAUUCCCUGGGGACUGACGCGACUGUUCCCUCUUCUACAGGCCCAAGAGAACCCCAAAGAGAUCCAGCUCAAUGCCAUCAAUAAGACUCAAGUCUUACGAUGAAAAGUGCAGCGUCACACGGUACUCAUCCGAAGAAACGCUCGUCUGAUAUUCAAUGACUAGUUUCUACAUUAUUUUUUACACCAAGAGGCUGCGACCCAGGCCCACAGAUAAGUAUUUGCUAAUAGCCAGAGAGACUAUUUUUAUUUCCAACUGUGAAGCUUUCAAUACGAAACAAACUGUCGGAUUAAUAAUCACGACGAAAGUAGACUAAAUAGAGUCUAAAUAAUUACUCAGUGCAUCAAUUAUUUAUUCAUUAAUAAUUCCGUGAAGCGUUGGAGACCAGGGGAUUAAUUCAUUACUCUGUCAGUCUUAUUCUCAUUAUUAAUCGUUAAUUACCCCUAGGCAUCUGAAUUACUAAUUAUUCCAUUUAAUUGGUGAAUUAUAUAGUAAUCCAAGACUCAUCAUUAUGGAAAUUAAUUGAGGAAAUUAUUGUCUUUUCGAGAAAAUUUGCUCGAAUUUCGAUUGGAAUUCUCGUUUUCCAAAGAAAAAUCAGAUUCAUAAAUUAAUUGUGGGAUCUGUUCGCAGCAUUCUAAUAGAACUCCAAUUGAAUUUCAAUUGAAUUUCUUAUAGAAGACGCAAAGUUUUUCUGUUAAAUUUUGUUCACGAUUGAAUUAAUUCAUUAAUUGGAAAGUCACGGGGAAAUAAAUUCCCUCUAUUCUCCACCACUUCAUUAUAAAUUUCAUUAACGUUUGAUAACUCAGUCGACCAUUGGCAUUUAUCGAACUGAUAAUGCAUUCAGUGUUAGAAUGCCUCCCCAUAAUUUAGAGAUUAUAAAUAAAACGUGUAAAACAGUAUUUAUACGAAAAUGCAUAAUAUAACAGAUAGACGUAAAUCCUCGUGUCUGGUGAAUAUGCGUGUAGUCCAAGUAAGAACAAUACAAUUAAAAAAAAAUAAUGUACUCGAGUCGAUGGAACACAUAGCGUAGAAUCUUCGGCGUAAAUCAUUGUUAUAAGAAAUUUUAAUUUUAUAAAAUUGUUGUUUGUCGAGUGCGUCAUAUUAUUCAUUUACCAGCAUUUUUAAAGUGGAAUAUCGGGGUAUAAAUAAUAAAUUAUAACGGUCGUUGAUUCGACCCGAAGCUUUAAGAGGUAAAUACGCACAUCUGUUUCUCGGAAAUGGAUGGAGUACAGUGAUUAUUUAACGAGGUAUGUCCCUCUGCUGGUUUAUUAUCGCACGGGUGUGAGAAUUUAUUUAAGCAUGUUCUGUACCUUCUCACCGAAAUUAACGGCUUUUUUUAGUUUUCUCAAAAAUUCUUAAUUGAAUUGACGCGAAAAAAUAUAUGGUUUUUGCAAAUUUUAAAAUGUCAUGAUCGUGCAAUAAUGAGAAAAUACAAAGACAAUACGUUUUUUUCGGGUCAAUCUGAUCAACAAUUUAUUAGAAAACUAAAAAAUCGAUAAUUUUUGCGAUCAAAAUCUAGCGAAUUCAAAAGAUCAUUCUAUUCGAUUUAUCUUGGAAUUUCUAUUAGUUUUUCAUUGAAUUUGUUGUAAAAUUGAAUUGUAAAACUCAGACAGUCAUUUUAUGGAGAAAUUUGA